AUGCUACAAAAAAAUGUCAGCGUUUUAUUUUGUCGAUCAAUUCGAAGAUUCGCAUCGAGUUUAUCGAAUAUUUAUGCCAACCGAACGCACACUUGUGGAGAGUUGAGAAGUUCGCAUAUAGGUGUGAAAGUUUCUCUUUCUGGAUGGCUCGAGUUUAGACGAAUGGACAAAUUCUUGGUACUUAGGGAUGCAUAUGGUCAAGUUCAAGCGUACAUUCCGGAAAAUCAGCCUGAACUUCGUGAAAUGAUGAAAGAAUUGACUUAUGAAUCUGUACUUCGUUUGGACGGUAUUGUACGCUCAAGGGGAAAAAAUGUAAAUACUAAAAUGCCCACUGGCGAAGUGGAAAUUGAAGUGAACUCAAUCAAUCUUAUCAACGAGGCUCCAAAAGCUUUACCUUUGCGACCAGGAGGGGACGCUUCAGAAGAAACACGAUUGAAAUUUCGAUACUUGGAUCUUCGAACACCGCAAAUGCAAGAAACACUUCGGUUGAGGAGUCGAUUGGUGCACGAUAUGCGACGGUUUUUAGUAGAAAAGCGGGACUUUGUUGAUGUGGAAACUCCGAUAUUAUUUCGACGUACACCGGGUGGAGCAGCCGAGUUUCAAGUUCCUGCACCAAAGCCGAAUCGUGGUCGUUGUUACUCUUUACCUCAAAGUCCACAGCAAUUCAAACAACUACUAAUGGUUGGAGGGCUGGAUAGAUAUUUUCAGAUAGCUCGUUGUUUCCGUGAUGAGGGUAGCAAAAUUGACAGACAACCCGAGUUUACCCAGGUCGACUUGGAACUUUCUUUCACAAAUCAAGAGGGUGUAAUCAAAUUGUUGGAAGACUUGAUAGUUGAAUCAUGGCCGCAACCUCUGGAAAGCUUUCGUCCAAAUGCUCCAUUCAGAAGAAUUUCCUAUAAUGACGCCAUGAAACUUUACGGAACUGACAAGCCGGAUCUGCGAAUACCUUGGAAAAUUCAAGACGCUAGCGAGUUGUUCCCUCAUUUAUUGACAGCCUCAUCUUCAUCCACAGCUGCAUGUGUUGUUUGUGCUGAUGCAGCCGCUUCAGUGACGAACAAAAUUAAACAAGAGUGGAAAAGAUUGAUCGAAAUGAACUCACGUUCUGCGAAGUUUGCGAUUUUUGAUGGUUCUAAAGAGAAAUGGUUCAAAGAAGGACACAAUGUUGAAGAAAUUAAGAGAAAGCUUAAUGUCGGGAGCAACGACCUUUGUGUUAUAAGUUGGGGAAACGAGGAAAACGUUCUUUACACACUCGGUCAAAUGCGAAAUCAUGUAGCUGAGGGUUGCGGCUUACGAAAGAAACAACAAAUGGAAUUUCUCUGGGUAGUCGACUUUCCGUUGUUUGUUGAAGAGGAAGGACGGCUCGUCUCGGCUCACCAUCCAUUUACUGCUCCUGUUGCCGAAGAUUUCGCUUUGUUGAGAGAUCAAGAACGCCGAAAGUCCAUAAGAGGCCAACAUUACGAUCUCGUGCUAAAUGGAGUCGAGCUUGGCGGUGGAUCGAUUCGAAUACACAAUGGACAAGUACAGGAAUAUGUUUUAAAUGAGAUUUUACAAGAAGAUCACACUGAAUUGUCACACUUGAUUGAAGCGCUCAAGCAUGGUGCGCCACCACAUGGUGGUUUCGCCAUUGGACUCGACCGAUAUGUAGCUUUGCUUGUCGGAAAAGGAGAUACCAGUGUGUCCGUGAGAGAGACAAUUGCAUUCCCUAAAUCACACACUGGUCGAGAUGUGAUGUCAGAUGCUCCAGCGAUACCCACGCAAAAACAACUCGACAAAUAUGGAUUCGCAUUUGUUGUGAAAGAUGAGAAAACCACAGAGAAUGAUUCU
Messenger RNA from Mesorhabditis belari, 1824 nucleotides. The record is from the annotation of a GenBank genome assembly. NCBI's taxonomy places the organism in Eukaryota, Metazoa, Nematoda, Chromadorea, Rhabditida, Rhabditidae.